GCAUGAUUUAAUCAAUAUCACCGUCUCGGAAACAGAGGAAGCUGGUAUACAUUUUCUCGACGAUGAAGCGGCACAUUUCCCUUCCUUCCUUUGUGCACAAUAGUCAUUCGUUUCGACUCGCUUUCUAGAGCCUUCAGCCGCAGUGUUACCUUAUCACGGUGUCAACUCAUCCUCAACAUUUGAUUUCAACAAAUAACUCAACCUCUCUUCGUCCGACUAUACAGGCUCACAUAGGACUUCCAUUGCCAUCGCCCGCUGAUGCUUCAAUCCUGAAAUAUUAUUCCCUGGACGGAACAGAAGUUCAUAGCGAAAGACCGGACCAGCACAUGUCGGACAACUCUGAUAGCGAAGGCGGCCUUGUUGGGGAGCUUCUUGCCAGGUUCAAGAGCGGCCCUGCUGUUCGCACCUCGGAAGCGCCUCAAGAUGGAAGUGCCUUGAAAGAGUCUGGAGUGCCAGAAAUUGAGGCAUCUGAGGAUGAUUUCCCACCUCAGCAAGAUUCACCAGAACGCAACCUAAUCCAAGAAAGCCCAUUAGAGCCUCGGCUACCGCGGCCUGUCGUUGAGGUUCCACUUGCCCCCAGCAGUGUUAUCGAGGACUGCGAAUACCUACCUGGACACUUUGAGGCUCUCUACAUUAUCAGCGAGGAGGUUUCUGAGACAGAGGGCGGGCUUCUGUAUCGGAUUAGGCUGAAAAGUGGCGAGAUUCUAAAGGCUUCAUCCGAGCAGCUUGAAACUCUCAAUAAUGGACGACAAGCCCUAACGAAUUUCUUCCAAUACGGUCCCAAUGAAUCAGCCUCAUCUCAAUCCCCCGACACAUCGGAAGAAGACUCGGACUUGUCCGACGCAAGAAAGCGGACCAGGAGAAGCACCCAGCGGUCUACCCGGGCUAAAAACACUGGAUUCACAGCUUUCUUCGGAAACUUGAGUAGCGAUGACGAGAUAGGCCAUCCACGACGAGGAGGCUAUUCUUCCAGUGAAGAUAUUAUCGCAUCAUCUGGUACAACAACAAGAAGGCGUCGCAUGUUACGAGCUCGAAAGAGCAAGUCGCGCUCAGAGAUCUUGCUAUCGGACGAAGAAAACAGCCGCCGGAGUACCCCAGCAGGCACGCGUCAGUCGACAAGGACUCGAAAGGCCUUGCGGAAGAACCUGCGCGAACGGAAUGAGGACGAAAUCUCCGAGAAUGAGAACACACCGAAAAAUCAUGAAAAGUACUUCGGUGCCAAAGAGAGGUUUCAGAAGAUACCAGAAAAUGAUCCUUUCCGAGAAAGACACCGCGGCGCUUGCACGAGAUGUCAUGUUAUCGGAGACGAUCAUGCGAAAGGACCUCUCGUAUUCUGCCAGGGAUGUACCAGCAGUUUCCACCAUUCAUGCCUGGGUCCCCGGGCUGCCCGAGACCAUCUAGUUACUAAAGUCACCGAAGAUUUGUUUGUCCUUCAAUGCCGCAACUGCUUGGGAGUUGCUCAUUCAAAAGACCCAAUUGUACCUCAUCAGGGUCAUUGUGCUAUCUGCAAUCGCGAAGGGAACAUGUCAAGGCCACUGCGGGAUCGUCUAACGCCGAAGCAGGAACAACAGUCUCGGCAGCAGAACGGUGGGAAGGAUCCUAUAACUUUCAUCGAUAUGUCGCGGGUCAAUAAUGUGGCUAAUUUACUAUUCCGUUGCACUACUUGCCAUCGAGCCUUCCACUUCGAGCAUCUAUCUGACGUCGCUCAUCUUACGUGGCAUUGCCAGGACUGUGCUUCAGUCCCGGGAGAAGUCGGUGCUAUAGUUGCCUGGCGACCAGUCGACCCAAAGGCGAAAUUUGCAAAAGAAGCGGAGCGGGAGUAUCUUAUCAAAUGGAAAAACCAAUCCUACGGCCACGCGACCUGGAUGCCUGGAAGCUGGGUAUGGGGCUUUGUUAACCAUAUCAUGCGUCGGGCCUUUCUCAAGAAGAACCUCGCACCGCAAAGGACUAUCGAAGAAGCUGUUCCAGAUGAUUAUUUACGGAUCGAUAUCAUCUUCGACGUUCGCUAUUCUAGCUCAUCGCCGCCUGGAGAAAGCAAGCAGCGGUCGUACGAAGCAGACCUGGAGCGGAUUUACAAUGUGUCUCAGGUAUAUGUCAAAUUCAAAGGCCUUCCGUAUGAGGAGGUGGUCUGGGAUACACCUCCUGAUCGGAAUGAUGUGGAGAGAUGGGAGGACUUCAAAGCUGCUUUUGCGGACUGGGUCAAACGGGAAUAUGUCCGUCAGCCGAACCAAGAAACCUUGAGAAGACAUCUCGCCAAGAAGAGAAAAAAGAACUUCCAGACUGAUCUGGUCAAAGACCAUCAGCCCACCAUUAUGACGGGUGGAGAGAUGAUGGACUACCAACACGAUGGUGUCAAUUGGCUCUACUACAUGUGGUUCAAACAGCAAAACGCCAUUCUUGCCGAUGAGAUGGGUCUUGGAAAGACGAUUCAAGUCAUUGGCUUCAUGGCUACCCUGAUUCAGUACCACAGAUGCUGGCCUUUCCUGGUGGUGGUGCCUAAUUCCACCUGUCCCAACUGGCGCAAAGAAAUCAAGUCAUGGGUUCCUUCAAUGCGGGUUGUGACAUACUACGGGUCUGCAUUUUCUCGCAAUCUUGCCAAAGAGUAUGAGAUGUAUGCUGAUGACGAUCCUACUCUCCGGUGCCACGUCGUCGUGACUUCGUAUGAGACGAUGGUUGAUGAUGCAUCCCGCAGAUCCCUGGCAAAGAUUCCCUGGGCUGGGUUGAUUGUUGACGAAGGCCAACGGCUCAAGAACGACAAGAGCCAACUUUAUGAAGCACUGUCGCGAAUCAGAUUCCCGUUCAAGUUGCUUUUGACGGGCACUCCGCUACAAAAUAACAUCCGAGAACUAUUCAAUUUACUUCAGUUUUGCGACCCGUCAAAGAAGGCCUUUGACCUCGAACAAGAGUACGGCACGCUUUCACAGGAGAAUAUUACGAAGCUGCAUGAAAUGCUACGGCCUUUCUUCCUGCGACGGACAAAAGCGCAAGUGCUCACAUUUCUUCCUCCAGUUGCCCAGAUUAUUGUUCCGGUCUCGAUGUCUGUGGUACAGAAGAAACUAUACAAAUCUAUCCUUGCCAAAAACCCUCAAUUGAUCAAGGCUAUAUUUCAGCGCAAUGGGGCCAAGGCUUUGAAACAGGCCGAAAGACAUAACCUGAACAAUAUUCUCAUGCAAUUGCGCAAAUGUCUGUGUCAUCCAUUCGUCUAUAGCAGAGCCAUCGAGGAAAGAACUGCUGAUAGGAUGAAAUCCCAUCGGCACUUGGUGGAUGCAGCUGGUAAACUUCAAUUGUUGGAACUGAUGCUCCCAAAACUCAAGGAUCGUGGCCAUAGGGUCCUCAUUUUCAGUCAGUUUCUCGAAAAUCUCGACAUAAUCGAGGAUUUCCUCGACGGAAUGGGUUUACCACAUCUUCGCCUCGAUGGUAGAAUGAAUUCGCUCGAGAAGCAGAAGACUAUCGACGAUUACAACGCGCAAGAUUCGCCCUACUUCGCCUUUCUUCUCUCGACUCGGUCUGGUGGAGUCGGGAUCAACCUGGCUACUGCAGAUACUGUGAUCAUUAUGGACCCGGACUUCAACCCCCAUCAAGACAUGCAGGCGUUGUCACGUGCUCAUCGGAUAGGGCAAACGAACAAGGUUCUUGUCUUCCAGCUUAUGACCCGGAGCAGUGCCGAAGAGAAGAUCAUGCAAAUAGGCAAGAAGAAGAUGGUCCUAGACCAUGUUCUUAUUGACCGCAUGGUGGCGGAGGAAGAUGACGGGCAAGAUCUUGAGUCUGUCCUCCGUCAUGGAGCUCAGGCCUUGUUUGAUGACGAUGACUCUGGCGAUGUACAAUAUGACUCUGAGUCUGUCGACAAGCUCCUUGAUCGCAGUCAAGCCGAACAAGCCAAGGCGCCGGUUGAAGGUGACCCGGAGUCUCAAUUCAGCUUUGCUCGGGUGUGGGCAAACGAUAACCAGAAUCUGGAGGAUCGCCUACAGGAGAUGACUGAGCAGACUGAGCAGGCGGUACCCAAUGCUGACAUCUGGGACAACAUUCUGCGCGAGCGAGAACAAGCUGCAGCUGAGGAAGCCACGCGAAAAGCGGAGACAUUUGGCCGUGGAAAGAGGAAGCGUACCAAUGUUGAUUAUGGCAAAACUACCAGGGAAUCGUCCCCCGUCGAUGAUCAUAUAAUGCGGCUGGCAGACAGCGACGGGGAGUACCAGGCAGAAGACGCCGUUAACUCCGAUUCCGACUUGGCCCCUGAGCUAGACCGUGAGGAACUGGCGAUCAUCCCCAAAAGGACUAAAGUUCGGGAAUUCGAAAGAAUUGCUCCCAUCAACUUGCCGCUGGCCAUGGAUGGCAGUGCGGAACCUGACCAAACUCAGCAACCAACUUGUAUCGCAUGCAAGCAGGCUCAUCCUGUUGGUUCUUGUCGCUUGAGGUUGGCUGGUGUUGAGCAUUGUCCUCUAUGUGGUCUUGCCCACUACGGUUAUUCGCGCACAUGCCCGCACCUGAAGUCUGAUGCACAAGUCGCCAGGAUGCUGGACGCUAUAAAGCAUAGUACUGAAGACAAGGAGCUCGUUCUCCUAGCGAAAAAGUAUUUGACUGGUAUUCGUGGCAACCUUGCACAUCGCAAGAGAAAGGAGGCCAGUAAGGCUGCAGCAAGCGGUGCGACUCUUCCUGCCUCCACCUCUAUUGCAACCAGCUCCUCCGUUAUCGACCUCACUACUGAACAUCGUAUGCAGCCACCUGGUCCAGCAUUGAUGAAUCCUGUACAGUCUUUCCCCUCAUCUACUCAGAUACCUCAACACCAUCCUACCAACAGGGUGUAGAGUGUACUUGAAACAGCACGUGACGGUGGUGAUUUUGUUAUUUUGUUCUCUUUCCAUAGAGAUUGAUUCAGCGUUAGUUGGCUCAAGGGUCUCGGAGUUUGUGAUAUCAUAGCAUUGGCAGGAGUUGC
Messenger RNA from Aspergillus japonicus CBS 114.51, 4930 nucleotides. RefSeq names its product putative chromatin remodeling complex subunit (Chd3). The record is from RefSeq and is a predicted model, not a curated record. The transcript has 3 exons. Lineage: Eukaryota; Fungi; Ascomycota; Eurotiomycetes; Eurotiales; Aspergillaceae. Gene Ontology annotation, biological process: negative regulation of transcription by RNA polymerase II; chromatin remodeling. Bases 327 to 4802 code for a protein of 1491 amino acids. Gene Ontology annotation, cellular component: chromatin; nucleus. Gene Ontology annotation, molecular function: ATP-dependent chromatin remodeler activity; chromatin binding; DNA binding.